CAGCUAGUAAAGGCGCUCAGACAGUUCGUGUCCUAUCUUUUGUCCUCCUUGACAGACAUCCACUCUCGAGUGCAGCAUCUUGACUGGUCUCUCCCCUUUUCUCGCUGGAUAUUUUUCUCUGAAAACUUCGGGGGUCACUUUUCCUUUGCGUGUUAGCUGCUUGGUGCAGAGAGCAGAGAGGAGUCUGCGCUGCAGCCUCAGACGCCCACUGCACAGAUGUGUUCUGUUUGACCUCCUCCUCCGUCACGUCUGAUGCCUGAGGAGAAGGGGAAGAUGGAGACAGACACAAUGGACAUAUAUCCUGUCAUAUGAGUGAUAUGCAGAAAGGACCAAGUAAAUCUAAGUCGCUUCUGUCCCAAAACAAUUUUUUAGCCCUGUUGUAAAUAGGUGAGAGUACAGUAGCACAUGCCCCGAUCAUUAUAAUAGAAAAGUGGGGAUGUAUUUUUGCAGAAAAGCUGCAAAGUCCAAGGUGAUACUUAGCAAAGCAGCCAAGAAGAGGAAAGAAAAUCCCUUCAUUUCUUCAUUAAAUGCUGCAGAGUAGCCUGCAAACCCAAAUCUAAGUGGUAAACAUCUCCAAGCAUUGUAUCAGUCCUGACUGCUGCCUCAAAAGCAGUAUGAACCGUAACAGCCCCUUUCCAAUGCAUUCCUGUUCAAUACUUAACCGAAGUUAGUGUCUUCAGAUGAUGGUGAGGAAGAUGGUGACGAUGAGGAGGAUUCUCCAUAUGAAGGGAGAUGUGAUGUGCACAAUGCUGCUCCUGGUUCUUUUCUGUCUGCUGCUCUACGCUCGCCAGGUCAUUCUCUCAUCUGGGUGGGACCGGCCUGUGUGGAAGCUGGAGAUCCACGGCUCAACCAGCUCCAGUCGGACCCUGCUGGGUGCCAGUGGGUCCAAAGUGGGCCAGGAGUCUCAAGGGUUCCCACCCAACCCUUCAGAGCCACAGCUGCCUGCCUGUGAGCCCCAGUCCAAAUCAAAACCUCCUCAGGCCAAGGCCAAACCUCAGGUCAAAUCUAAGGGGAAAUCCAAGUCGCGACGGAAGAAUGUUGUGCCUACCAAGACUGCUGGCAAUCCCCUGCCCGCGAUGCCACCAUUUGACUUUGAGGGCUAUCUGAGAGAAAAGGACAACAGAGACUUUAAUCUGCUCAUAGACCAACCAGAGAAAUGUCACAUUGGAGGAUCAUUGGAAGAAGGAGGAGGAAGAGGAGAAAAAGGGUCUAUUACUGCUCCCUAUAUGCUCAUCGCGGUGAAAUCUAUUGCUGCAGAUUUUGAUAAACGUCAGGUGGUACGUCGGACAUGGGGUAAGGAGGGAUAUUUCCAAAACGGUGUUUCCAUUCGUACUGUUUUCCUCCUGGGGGUUCCCAGGAAUUGGACUGCUCUGCCUCUGUGGGAUCGGCUGUUGUCCUACGAGAGUCAGACCUUUCGGGAUAUCCUGCUUUGGGACUUUGAAGACACUUUCUUCAACCUGACGCUGAAGGAAACACAUUUUUUGAAAUGGGUUAACAGCAGCUGUCCUCAUGUCAAGUUCAUCUUCAAGGGUGAUGCUGAUGUGUAUGUGAAUGUGGAGAACAUAAUAGAGAUGUUACAAGGUAAAAAGUCAGAUGAGGAUCUGUUUGUUGGUGACAUUAUUAUCCAUGCUAAACCCAUUCGCCGUCGCAGUUCCAAGUACUACGUGCCAGAGUUUGUGUAUGGAGGCGGUUUGUACCCAAAUUAUGCUGGGGGAGGAGGGUUUGUCAUGUCGGGACAUACAGCUCGGAGACUUAGCUCUGCAUGUCAGCAGGUGGAGUUGUUCCCCAUUGAUGAUGUUUUUCUGGGAAUGUGUCUCCAGCUGAUCGGGGUCAAACCGUCACGCCACCAGGGCUUUCGGACCUUCGGAAUUCCUCGCCCAUCUGCAGCGCCCCACCUUCAGACGUUUGACCCCUGUUUCUACAAAGAACUCAUGGUUGUUCACAGCCUCAGUGUCCCACAGAUCUGGCUUAUGUGGAACCUCCUGCACGAUCCCAAACUGAGUUGCCACAACAGGACCAGCCUGACAUCCUGGCCCUUUAAGUGGAGGGAGAGGAUGGGGGAGGCGGCGGGGGAACAGGCGGACUAUGGUGAGAAGCGGGUGUUUAUCAUGCAUUAGUGACUUUCUGCAUGGCUGAAUGGGAUCUGCAUGAGCCCAAGUACAAAAUGGCUAUAGCGCAGCAUCUGUGGCCAACUUGAAAGGACUGUGAUGUGAUCAAAAGCACAGUUGAGUCAUAUGAGAAUUUAUCCAAGCUGGUAAAUCAACUUGUCUGAAAUUAAUUGGCAAAUAUGCUUUAGAUUUUUCAGUAAAGAAUCCCAAAGAGAAUUCAGGCUUUUGCCAUCAAAGAUUUUGAUUUUGCCAUGAAGAUUGGGUGAUGAGUUGAAUCUCUCUGAACUUUUGGAUGUGUAAUCUUAAGAGUGUGUUGUGUUAUAAACAGAGGCACCUAAAGAUUGACAAAGACAACCCAACUAAAUUUGGUUAGCUGGUUUAACCCUAUCCAAGUGUAAAUGCAUCUGUUUGUCAACGACCACAAUGAUGUUAAUAGUCUGACUUUCAUUGGACUGUGUGGACAGCCAAGACUGGAAAUGGCUAUAAGCACUGGGAAAGUGGGAAGAGAGCACAGACUUUUUUUGUGUUCUGAUGUGAAUCACUUGAAGAAAUAUUCCUCUCUUCCAUGUUACGUUGGAUAGAAGCACAAAUGGUAGGUUGCAUUGUCUGUUCCCUGGAGGAACAGCAAAUGAAGUCUAAAUGGAAACCAGCUGCACAGUGGGAACCAGCUGGGACCAUAGCGCAAACACACACACACACACACACACACACACACACA
Xiphias gladius (swordfish) is the source of this 2826-nucleotide messenger RNA. It is a transcript of the gene b3gnt9, whose product is annotated as UDP-GlcNAc:betaGal beta-1,3-N-acetylglucosaminyltransferase 9. The record is from RefSeq and is a predicted model, not a curated record. Gene Ontology annotation, molecular function: hexosyltransferase activity. The transcript is spliced from 7 exons. Gene Ontology annotation, cellular component: membrane. NCBI's taxonomy places the organism in Eukaryota, Metazoa, Chordata, Actinopteri, Istiophoriformes, Xiphiidae. The coding region runs from base 681 to 2117 and encodes 478 amino acids.